This is a messenger RNA of Microplitis demolitor, 771 nucleotides long. RefSeq names its product kelch domain-containing protein 10 homolog. Gene Ontology annotation, biological process: positive regulation of stress-activated MAPK cascade. Gene Ontology annotation, molecular function: protein binding. NCBI's taxonomy places the organism in Eukaryota, Metazoa, Arthropoda, Insecta, Hymenoptera, Braconidae. Bases 1 to 771 code for a protein of 256 amino acids. The transcript is spliced from 3 exons. The record is from RefSeq and is a predicted model, not a curated record.
AUGACCACUAAGGGUCCGCUGCCUAAGCGAUUCUUCUCCCAUAAUUUUAUAAGCCACGGGUCGUAUUUUUAUACCUUCGGAAACUAUCGUGGGUUGGGAGUCUUCAGGAUAGACCCAGAGACUGGGAUAUGGGAAAAGUUGUCUCCAGAAAAUGGUGAUGAUUUCCCUGGGUACUAUGAUGACAUCGAGCUGGCUUAUGAUGGCAAAAAAAUGUAUGUGAUAUUUGUAAAAAUACGAGGGGAAAGAAUCCGCGAGCUCAAGACAAUACAGUCUUAUGACAUUGAACAGAAUCGCUGGUAUAUUUUGGAUACUACCGGAGAUCCUGAUAAUGAGAAACCGUUUCCUGAUAUCAGGAUUAAUUUCGGAAUCGCUCAUAUCGUGGAUCUGGAAAGUAAAGGCACAAAUAUUGUUAUUUCUGGAGGAAUGAUGGACAAGAGAAUUUAUGAUGGCAUUUGGCGACUGAGUUUAUUUACACUGCAGUGGACUUGUUUGAAUAAAUUUAGGUCCAUUCUUCCUCAAGCUAUUUGCGAGUAUGACGCGAUCACUUCCCUUGAUGGCAAGAUGUACGUUGUCGGUGGAAGGAUCAAGAAAAAAAAUAACAGACUAAGUGAAGUAAAUAAUCUUUACUCCACUUGGUUACGGAUACCAAAACUCACGGACAUCUGCUGGGAAGCUGUUAAUUUUUAUUACAGAGAAUUAAAUACAAAAACAGAUGAAGGAUUGUUUGAACUCGGACUGCCUAUUAAAUUCGUAAAGUCUAGAUGCCAGUGA